Suncus etruscus (white-toothed pygmy shrew) is the source of this 4158-nucleotide messenger RNA. It is a transcript of the gene RAVER2, whose product is annotated as ribonucleoprotein, PTB binding 2. The transcript has 13 exons. The record is from RefSeq and is a predicted model, not a curated record. Lineage: Eukaryota; Metazoa; Chordata; Mammalia; Eulipotyphla; Soricidae. Gene Ontology annotation, molecular function: mRNA binding. Gene Ontology annotation, cellular component: cytosol. Bases 1 to 2256 code for a protein of 751 amino acids.
AUGCCGAGGUUAAACAGACUUUGCACGGUCUUGGCUGCGGGUGACUUUCUGUCCAUCGCCCCCACUCACCUGCCACCACCUCCAGCAGCAGCCGCCGCAGCCCCGGCGCCGCCUCCGCCCGCGCGUCCGUCCGGCCCUCCCCGGCGCGGGGCCCCCGGCGCGGCCUCUGCCCGCCUCGCCUCGCCUCGCCCGCCUCGCCCCGCCGGGCCUGCUCCCCGCGAUCGCCCGCUCGCUCGCUCGCUCGCAGCAGCCGGAGGGAGCCCCGGGAAGAUGGCGGCGGGGCCGGGAGCGGACGAGGUGCCCCCCGAUGCCCGCGGCCCCGCGCCCCCCGAGCUGCCCGCCGACGAGGUGGCGACGCGGCUGCAGCGGAUGCACCGGGAGCUGAGCAACCGCAGGAAGAUCCUGGUCAAGAACCUGCCCCCGGACAGCCACCUCCAGGAGGUUCACAGUUUACUACAAGACUAUGAGCUAAAGUACUGUUACUUGGACAGAAAUAAACGAACAGCGUUCGUCACUCUGUUGAACGGGGAGCAAGCCCAGAAAGCCAUCCAGACCUUCCAUCAAUAUUCCUUCCGAGGCAAGGACUUAGUCGUCCAGCUGCAGCCAACGGAUGCCCUGCUCUGCAUCACCAACCUGCCGACUUCUUUUACCCUCGAAGAGUUUGAAGAACUCGUCCGCACUUACGGAAACAUCGAGAGGUGCUUUUUGGUCUACAGCGAGGUCACCGGCCACUCCAAAGGCUACGGGUUUGUGGAGUACAUGAAGAAGGACUUUGCAGCCAAGGCGCGGCUGGAGCUGCUGGGCAAACUCCUGGGGGCCUCGGCGCUGUUCGCUCAGUGGAUGGACGUGAGUCUGCUGGCCGCUGAGCUGGUGCAUUCCAAGUGCCUUUGUAUAGACAAACUCCCCAGUGACUACAGGGAUGCCGAAGAGCUGUUGCGGUGCUUUUCCAGCAUCCAUAAGCCUGUGUUUUGCCAGCUUGCACAGGAUGAAGGGAGCUACGUCGGUGGCUUUGCAGUGGUGGAAUACAGCACAGCCGAGCAGGCUGAAGAGGUCCAGCGGGCGGCCGAUGGGAUGAGUAUCCAGGGGAGCAAAGUCCAGGUUUCCUUCUGCGCCCCGGGAGCACCAGGAAGAAGCACUUUGGCAGCCCUGAUAGCGGCUCAGCGUGUGAUGCACAGCAACCAGAGGGGGCUGCUCCCAGAGCCAAACCCCAUGCAGAUCAUGAAGAGCCUAAACAACCCCGCCAUGUUGCAAGUGCUUCUGCACCCCCAGCUCUGCGGGCGAGCGGUGAAGCCAGCCGUCUUUGGAACACCGAGCCUGCCUCACUUACUGACUCCAUCCAUCGCUCCUGCAUUUUUACAUUUGAAUAAACCACAUCAGAGCACAGUUCUGGGCAGCACCUCGAAUUUAUUCCUGCAGAGUCUUCCUCAAGUAUCACUGGCACAGCACCAGCUGAUGAAGUUCGAGAAUCUUCACACGAACAAUAAACCGGGCCUCCUUGGAGAACCUCCGGCCAUGGUCCUUCAGACGGCCAUAGGGAUGGGCACAGCGUUUCCCUUGAAGGCUGAGCUGGGACACCAUGGAGACGCUCAGAAGACAUCCAGCCUGGUGCCAGCCCCAACCGCCUUCGCUUCAGGAAUGGGGGCGCUGCCCUUCUUCCCCAGUCCACACCUGGCCGGGCCCACAGCGCCUGGGAGUUCGCAGGACAAGCAGCCACCUGCCACGGUGGGAACAGCAGAUGGAAACUUCUCCGGGCCACAGGCGCAGCUUCAGAGUUUCCCCAACCUUCCUGCCAGAGGUUUGCUACCGGGACCCCAUAAGCAACCCCCAAGCCAGCCGGAAGGCCCAGAGAUAAGCCCAGGGGCUGCCGCUAAGACGCAGACUUCGCUCUUGGGAGAACCACCAAAGGAAAUUCGGCUGAGCAGAAACCCGUACUUGAACUUGGCAAGUGUACUACCCAGUGUCUGCCUAACACCCCCUACAAGUAAAGUCGGUUUGCAGAAGACUGGAAUCGCAAGCAACCUUCUGGAGGUGAUCUCUCAGGGAAAUGGAGCACAGCGCGCACUGGAAAAGUGCAUCGGUUACUCUCAGCCUCUGGGUGAUUAUGCACAGGUGUCAUCUUUAAGAAAUGAGAAACGCGGAUCAUCCUAUCUCAUCUCCGCUCCAGAAGGUGGCUCAGGAGAACUUAUGGACCAGCAUUCUCAGGGCGCAGGAACAUAUUCUAUGGAAACCUACUUAAAAAAGAAGCGCGUGUACUGAAUGGGGGUUCUUGUCAUGCCCUCCUAAGGUUCUUUGCAGUAUUCCUGCUGUUCAUUGCUGCCUUAAGUACCUUCAAACUAGCCAUAUCUUUCAAUACGGGUUCUUGAUUUCCCAUAGGAACUGUGUUGUGGAGCAGGCAGAGCUGCCAAACAUACAGCAAUAAAAGACCAGUGAGGACACUUGCCACUAGAAUUAGACGCAUCCUAAUGUGUAUUAACUUAGAGUCCAUUGGAGAAAUUCAGUGUUUCCACAGUCCUUGCAUUAGGCCCGGGACUCGUCCUGACACCAUAUAUUAAAAAAAUAUUUGAAGCAAUAAAUAUAAAUGGGAAUCCAUGGGAAACGAGCCUUGUUUCCUGAGCCUUAGAAAUCAUUUAUUAGUCAGUGUGCAUUUCAUGUUGACUUGGACACACUCUGUGUAGAUUUUUAGACCUUUCCCUAGAAAAAGUCCAGGUGUAUGGUAAGGAAUGCAGAGAUUCUUGGGCUCUGCGUGUGAACCACACAAGCAGCCAGCCUUGCCCCCGGGAGCUGUGUCCAAAGCAUCCAUGUGUGCAGAGGCUCGACACUGUCUGUGGAAGACAAGGGAUUUCACAAGUGGCCUAGUGACCUGAGUACGGGGUGGCCAUGGGUGUACCCUGAGGACCAGAGUUGGUCCUUCCCCUGAUUUGUCCUGACUGCAAUUAAGAAUGCUUACAUUUCCCAAUGAUUGGAAGGACAAAACCGAGUAUGAAAUCCAUAGUGAAAUGUUGUAACGCUCUUGCUCAUUGGGAACUGUGGCUACUCGUGUUCACCAGGGCAGAGCUACGUAACUUGGACAGAGACAAGACCAUUUGACCUGAAAAGCGUAAAAUAUUUACUCUCUGGCCCUUUAUACAGAGAUUUGCUUGAGCUAAGGCACUAGUCCUUGGACUUCAACUAAAGAAGGAUCUUAAUUUUUGUAGUUGGCAAGAAACCAUAGUAUAGUUUCUAUGCUUCAUUCCACAGCAUAGACAAGUUGGGAUCCAAGUCAUUGCAUUUAUACCUUUUUCCCCCCUGGCCAGUCUGGUGCCCAUUCAUGGACUGAUGGUUAAGAACCACUGAUUGACUUUACCCCGUCAAAUGCCAGAUAGCCGCAAAGUCGCAGUGCAGCGACUACUAUGCUUUCUGAAGGAGUCUUAAAAUUUGUAACCAUUUUGAGCUACCGUGGUAUACCUCACUCUGCCUUGUCCUAUUCUUUUUAGUAUUAGGCUGAAAACUCAGCUAUUUAGCCUAGUUUACUUUUGGAAGAAUUGUUAGUUGCAUAUAACUUUUGCCCACCUGUUCCUGAAGACUUUGUUGGUAUUAAAUGCAUGAGCGGCCCUUUGCCAUCUAGAAAUUUCUAAGUUUGUGCCUUGUUUGAGAUUUAAGUUUAGGCGUCUUCAUGAUCCUAGACUUGAAGUCAGCUCAUUUACAUCUCUCUCCUGUUAUCUAAUUUGUCUGAAUUACAAAGCUUGACACUGGUAAAUGUUUGAUUUGUAAAGAAUGUUCCUUGGUCUCUUCUACUGCAUCUGUUUGCCCCUAUGGAAAGAGGACAGCAAGUUGGUGCCUGGGGCCCCUUCUGAGUAUACAGCCUGUAAGCGACUAUCAGGACAUGGCUCCCUCAUCGGUGACUCAGGUUGAGUCACAGGCUCUCCGAAGCUCCUUUUUCUAGUUAUGUUAGUCAUUCCUGAGUAUAAGUGGGAGAUCUGGGGUUACAUCAGAGACCUGCCCACCGUACUGGCCAGCGUACUCUGUCCCUGGCUCUAACCCUAGCUAAAUACAAACCAAAUGACAUUAAGAAAAAGCAUCAUUACCCCAUACACAAUGUGGUUAUUUUUCUAUACAAAUGAAUUGUAUUAACUGCUUUGAAAAAGAGGUCUCACUUAUUAAAAGGCAUAUGCAUGUGAA